Messenger RNA from Tarenaya hassleriana, 794 nucleotides. RefSeq names its product EKC/KEOPS complex subunit Tprkb. Gene Ontology annotation, biological process: tRNA threonylcarbamoyladenosine modification; telomere maintenance via recombination. The transcript is spliced from 6 exons. The record is from RefSeq and is a predicted model, not a curated record. The coding region runs from base 91 to 609 and encodes 172 amino acids. NCBI's taxonomy places the organism in Eukaryota, Viridiplantae, Streptophyta, Magnoliopsida, Brassicales, Cleomaceae. Gene Ontology annotation, cellular component: EKC/KEOPS complex; cytosol; nucleus.
CUCCAUAAAAAAAAAAAAGUGAUCUUUACGAAAACCCUAGCUCUCUGCAUCCUUGCUCUCGCACCGGAAAUUCUGUAUCGGACUCCGGCGAUGAAGGUUUUCAAUAUCAACGACGGAAACACUCUCUCUGUUUCCCUCUUCUCCGACGUCACCAACUCCAAGGAUCUCUUGAACUCGAUUCAAGCUGGAACUCUUGAUCCGGAGGUCGCAUUUCUCAAUGCAUCACUCAUCCCGGAUAUAUUUCCUCUAUUAGCUGCUGCUCAUAAAGCACUUGUCUCGAAAUCACGGGACUUGCUAACAACACGAACUCUUCACUCUGAGCUUGUCUACAACUACUCUGGAUCUAAGCAUAUUACAGAAUCCUUGAAACGAUGUGGAAUCUCGGAUGACUCAACCUACAUACUUGCUGCCCGGUUCAAUUCUUCCCCCGACGAGAUGGACAAGGUUGCGAAAUUGAUCAACGGAAAGGAGAUUGAGUUGGAGGAGCUGAAAACUCGGGCAAAUCAGAGCCAGAUACUAAAGCAUUACAAGAUUCCGAGCCAAGAACUCGGAGUAUCCUCCCUUGGUGAUGCAAUAGUUUGUCGAAUCGCUGCCCGUGAUGCCUUGUGAGAGAACAAUCAUAAACAUCUAUGGGCAAGGAUGAGAAUUGUGUUGUGGUCUGUACAUUUUCAUGUCCAAGUUUCUUCCUUUCUGGUUCUUGUUCUUGUCCGAGUUUUCGUGUGAUCUUUAAUUUCAGUUUAUGAAAUUUUACGAUAUAGACGGAAGAGAAAAUAUAUAUAUAUAUGUUGUUUUCA